Tachysurus fulvidraco (yellow catfish) is the source of this 4046-nucleotide messenger RNA. RefSeq names its product neurotrimin (gene ntm). Gene Ontology annotation, cellular component: neuron projection. NCBI's taxonomy places the organism in Eukaryota, Metazoa, Chordata, Actinopteri, Siluriformes, Bagridae. The transcript is spliced from 9 exons. The record is from RefSeq and is a predicted model, not a curated record. The coding region runs from base 389 to 1507 and encodes 372 amino acids.
GCACACAAACACGCAUCCCAUUUACAGCCAAAGACCGCUGAGCAGCCACGCACGCGCUCUGAACUUUAAAGUAGUCCAGAGUGUAAUCUGGCCAUUAUAGGGGAUUUCGAUCGGAAGGGGAAAAAAGAAGAAGAAUAACAACAACCUAAGCAAUUCGUGCAAUGCGAGGAUAGUGUAUAUUUGCCACAGGACUACACAGACUUUCAGUAAGAUGCUAAUCCUGUGACGGCACGAGCGGCUUGCGCGCGCUCCACCCGCUUCCAGUGCGCAGGGGAUUUCCGUCUACCUGCAGAGACAUUCCGGAUUAAGAAAGCAGCUCUAAUGGCUCUAUAACACACUUCAGCCGCGCGCGCGCGUGUGUGUGUCCAGUGAAGCGGCAUUGGGAAAGAUGAUGGGAGAGUGUGUGUGGCGGCGUGUUGUGUCUCUGAGUCUCAGGUUGAUGCUUGUUAUUCCUGCAGGUCUGCCGGUACGGAGUCAGGGGGACACACAGUCCGAUAAUACCGUGAUGGACAACAUAACUGUCCGACAGGGAGAGACUGUCUUCCUCAGUUGUUCUCAAGGCGAUGCCGUGACGCACACGGCCUGGCUGAACAGGUCCAGUAUACUAUAUGCCAGCGAGGAUAAGUGGUCCGUGGAUCCCCGAGUCAGCCUGGUCACCCUGAACCGUGACGAGUUCACCAUCAAGAUCGAGAACAUAGACUUGAGUGACGAGGGACUGUACGUGUGUGCCGUUCAGACCAGCAGCAAGCCCAGAACCACCUCUGUCCAUAUUAUUGUGCAAGUCCCUCCAAAAAUUGUCAACUUCUCAAACAGUUUGGUGGUGAAUGAAGGCUCCAGCGUCACACUGAUGUGUUUGGCUAACGGCAAACCAGAGCCUGCAAUCAGCUGGAAAAUGACCCAAAAAGGAAACGAUGACAUCGAUUCAGAAGACGAGUAUUUUGAGAUCCCUUCCAUCAGCAGAAACAAAGCAGGAAUGUACGAGUGCACAGCAGCCAACGACAUCGCCGUCGACAGAAAGACAGUGAAGCUGGUGGUCAACUAUCCUCCCACCGUGUUUGAAGGUAGAGAUGUAGGUGUCUCUCUGGAUCACACUGGGGUCUUGACGUGCGAGGCAGAUGCUGUGCCAAAGGCAGAUUUCGAGUGGUACAGAGAUGACAGAAGGAUCUUCAGUGGCUUUGAAGGUAUUAAGAUCGAGGACACCGGAUUCACGUCAAAACUGACUUUUCACAACGUGUCUCAGGAAGACUAUGGAAAUUACACGUGCGUCGCCAUCAACAAACUCGGGAGUGCGAACACAAGCAUCAUUUUAUAUGAAGUAAUUGAACCCACUAGCUCGACGCUCUUGCAAGAAGUGACUUCAUCUGUUUUAGAGCAAACAGCCACUGAACGCAAUCAGUUGCGGGAAGGACCCGGUGCAGUUCAAGACGGUAACAGCGGCAAAGCGGGGACGUACACACCCAUCUGCCUGUUCCUCGCCGUCGCCCUGCAGCUACUGCUCACGUUUUGAUGGUGAAGAGGUUUUCGGCUGGAAUUGGUCCCAUCUCUCUCGUCACUCAUAUCAACCCCUGCAGCCACCGAUGAGAGCAGAGGGCGGGCAUGUGAUUCCCCACUACACCUUUUUAAUAAAGUAAUCAUCCCAUUUUACUUUAUACUAGUGUCAAAUAAAUCUCUCCUAUAUUUUUUAUCUUAUCUUUUUUUUUUCUUUCUUUUGCCCCAGUAAAAAUCUCAUGAUUUAUACAUAGGAAACAGGCCUAUUGAGGUGAGGCUUGUCCAGUAUAUAUUUGCAUAUAAAAGAAUUUCUGUAACUGUAGUUUAAUUUAACCAAAUGUAACUUCUUCUAAAACUUUAGUAUCAAACUUAAUAAGAAAAUAAUAUUAUUCCAAGUACGUUUGGUAUUCUAAGUAUUAUUCCAAUGCACAUACUGUAUGUCUCCCUUCUCUUGUUUGUCAUCACAUUCAAUGACCUCAAGAAAUAAGAAUUACUGUAUAAUUAUUUUUAACAUUUGUUUUUUGGUAAUGCCAUAUUCCAGAGUUUUUGGGGAGACCGGGCACAUCUGCUACUCCCCAUUGUACUUUUCUUUUUUUUUUUCGGAUGGUAAUAUUUAUAAGUUUUUUUUUGUUGUUUUUUUUUGCAAAUGAAUUCAUACAAGACAGACUUUGGUGUAACUUUUAUUUGAUUUUUUUUUUUUUAUUUGGUGUAACUUUUAUUAAAUGGAAAAGGCAAAGUGGGUAAUCUUGCAGAACCAUUAAGAAACUCACUACUAACAUUUAAUUUAGUCUGCAGGAGAGAACAUUAAAAAGGAGUUUGGGAUCAUUUAAUGUAAUAUGAUUACAUUAAUUACAUACGAUAUACACCAAUUAAAAAUGCAUUGUUUUGUUCGUUUUUAAUAUUAAUAUUAUCAAGCAACAAUAGAUUUCAACUCCAGUCGCUCAUUGCUUUUUGAUCGAGUAGGGCUGCAUUCUAGGUCUGGGGUAAAAACCAAGAGGUAGACAUUUCCAUUCCACCGACCGAGACAGCCCAAAGUCAUCAUUGUUAAGUUGGUUUUGAAGUUACAAUUGCUGUAGCUCAAACAAUUUUUUUUUUCAACCCAUACCUAUAUUCUGUGUAAUAAUGCACCUUCUUCAAUUUUUCAAUAAUUCUAAAAGUUCCCAUCCUGACAUAACUCAUCAUCACUAAGUUCUCUUCUCUAUAUGCAUAUGAUUUGUACAAAGGGAAAAUAUGCACCUGUUUUUACUAAAGUUGUGAACCAGUUUAAUACAAUGCAACAGACUUUUCUAUUUUAUGUUGCUGCUCUGGUUGGAGUCAUGUAAUUUAUUUCUGAAAUUUGCAUUGUUUUGCAUUAGAGUAACUUCUAAAAAAAAAAAAAUGUUUAUUGUAAAAAUCUGAUAUUAAGUAGUGUGCUUUCCAUAUGGUAUAUGGGCAGGAUGAAGUAAAAUUGUCUAUCAUCGUCUUACCUUCAAUAUCUGAGUUUCAGAAUGGUAUCGUUGCAGAGCAGCUGUGUGGUCUGCUUGAGCAUCUAUACAUUAUAAUUUUUUUUAUUAUUUUUGUCUCAUUGUUUUUGCCUGAAUAUUUGCUAUAUCCCCAGUCAGAGUACCUCAAAGACAGAGCAAAACUCACAUGAUGAUGAUUUUUGCACUACAGUCAGUGUGCAUGUCCAGAUUUAAUUUACAGGAAGACUUUAGUAGCUGUGACUGGUGAAUAAAAAAAAAACAAUGUAGAAAAAAAAUAUAAUAAAUAAAUAAAUAACUUUCUCAUAUUGACAUGCCCAGCAAAAAAAAAAAGACAGCCCUGGGCACAAUGAAGCUUGAAACAGAAGUUUAAAGGGAAAAAUCAUUAUCUAUCAUUAUAAUGGUGAAUUUCAAGCACAAGGUAUGAUUACAUUUAAGAUGUGUGGCAUUUGUGCAGAAUUUUGUAUGUGGUUACCUAUAAAGAUAUACUGUAAAACCCUACAGUUUUGUCUUUAUUUUAUUCUUUAUUCUUAUUUCCUUUUUUUUUUUUUUAGCAGGUUUGGCCUUUAUAAAGUGUAGGUGCAAUAUAGUUGUCUUUCAAAAGCAUCAUGAAAGCACAGAAAUCUCAUUUCACACUUUUCCCAAUCUGAAAUCUCAAGCUUAACUUGCACCCACUCUUUAGGGCUGUUUGUGACGUGUGUUUAGAAAGUGAACUUUGUAAUCUGGGGUUAUGAACCGAGGCAUUUGGUAGAACUGAACCUGUUACUGCGCCAUGUUAUCUUCUGAAGGGGAGUGAUGCUCAUCUGUGCAUGGCCAGAGCCCACACCUUUACUAUGGAUGAGUGAACUGGUGCAAAUUUGUUGAAAAAAUAAAUAAAUAAAUAUAAAUAAUAUAAUAUAAUAUAAUAUAAGGCACCAAAUCAAGUCUUAAAAAAAUAAUAAUAAUGUAUCGCUCUUCUCCUACAUGAUUCCGUAGAGAGGACCAAAUCAAAUUAAACUCCCUGUAAUGUAAAGUAAUUGUUGCUUCAUGUUUUUCUUUAUGGAUAUUGUGUGUUCAUAUUUAAGACUUACAACAAUAAAAUGUUGUAUCUAAACAGAA